This is a messenger RNA of Lottia gigantea (owl limpet), 1713 nucleotides long. RefSeq lists its product as hypothetical. Bases 1 to 1713 code for a protein of 570 amino acids. NCBI's taxonomy places the organism in Eukaryota, Metazoa, Mollusca, Gastropoda, Lottiidae. The transcript has 2 exons. The record is from RefSeq and is a predicted model, not a curated record.
AUGGCUGGUGGAUUUGAGAAUGUUUUCAAAGCACUUUGUAGAGCACCAGCAAAUUCCAGUGAAUCAGAUGAGGGAUCAACUAAACAUAUAACCAGUUCCAUUGUCAAACCAACUGUUGAAAGUAUACCAAAACUGAAACUCAAAGUUCAUCCCGAUUUCACAGCUGAUAAGGGUUAUUCUCCCUUUUCAUUAAAACAUUAUAUUAAGAGUCCACCUACAGACGUGAAAGUGAUAUCUUAUGAUCGUGGCAACCACAAAACAUCUAGUGCUAUCAACCAUGUAAAACAUAGUCCUUCUCAGACAAGACAGUACUUAAGGAGUGACAAGUCAAAAGAUGCUGCAAAAAAUCAUGUUAAAAAGAAACCACCUCCUAAAAAGAUUUUAUUAAAGAUGAUACAAAAGGAUGGGAAAACAACAGACAAUUCCAAAGUUAAAUGUACUUAUCAAAAACAAAUUGUGUUAAAGAAAUAUGGAUUGUUGUUUCCUGGACGUAAAAAUAAAAAUAACUUAAAACACACUAAAACAUCUCCACCAAACAUUACCAACAAUAUUAGUGGUCUGAGUCCUUUAUUGACCGAGGACAGAUUGAAUAGUAGUGUCCCAAAGACAGAAUGUGAUAGUCAUUAUUUCUGUCAACAAGGUGAAGGGCUGUCAAGAAACAGUCCAGAGGCAGCUAAAAGUGUCAUUUCUUCUCCAGCUAAUGCGUCUGUUGGGGAAAAUUCUAUAACUGAUCCUUGUAUUUCUCCUCUCUAUGACCCUGGUAUUGAUAACCUUGUCACUCAUGAACAUAACGAUCAAGUAAAACAGACUUCUGUGAAAACCAAUACUGCAACACACCUUCAACAGAACAUCAACACCGGUAAAAAUAGUAAAAAACAAUCUACCCUUGUAGGGAAUGAGAAAUAUAUUAGGCAAUGUUAUACUUCUAGUCAACAUCCUGCAAGCUCAAAAGAUUUACAAAAUGCAAGUGAUAUGCCAUGCCAAUCAAAUGACAAAAAUAACAAAUGUUCAAAAACUAAAAGAAAACCAAGAAACUCUGUGAAUUUGAACAAAAAAAAGAGACGUUAUUCAGGAUAUAAUUCUGAUCCUGAUUUUGAAGUUGAUAAUACUGAGGCUCACAGUGUAAUAGAGGAACCAGUUGUUGAUCGCAGAAAACGGUCCCGUCUGAAACAUAACAAUUCCUGCCAAUGUUGUAUCAAUAAAAGCGUUCAGUUUUCGAGGACUCAAACUUUAAGGUGCAAUACAUCAAUAUAUGAACAUUUAUCAAAACCGAAUCAAAAUUUUAUUUACCAUUCGAUUCAACAGUCAAAUGUAAAAAGUAAACUUUAUUUGUUUUUCUGUUCUGUGUUUCCUAAACUUGUGCCCAUCUUACAUUCAAUGACACCAGAAUCUCAAGGAUUUUAUCUUUUUAUUAAUGAAAUGUUAGAGUGUCUUCAAUCUGCAGAGAAAGAACAAUUAACUGUAAAUACUGUUGAUGUUAUUAAUUUAUUACAAGAAAUGGACAUUCAGAAUGAGUGUCAAACUAUUCCAGUGUUUCAACCAGAUGUGAUAUUGUGCCAGAAUCCAGAAAGGUGUUUUUCCAUAUUUCGUGAUAAAGUUGUUAAGUUGUUACAGUUGUUGUUACCGUCUUUAGUUGUGAGUUUGGAUGGAUAUUUAUCUACAACAAAGGAUCUUGAAUUAUUUUUAGAUAAAUUAUUAUCCAGCAAUUGUUGA